UCCCUUCAGCGCCUCUCCGGCGGUUCCGCGCGCGAAGCCCCACCGCUUCGUCGUUUCUCUUUUCCCAGCUAAAUAAAGCCAGCCCUCUCGCCAGCAUGGGCUGCACGUUGAGCGCCGAGGACAAGGCGGCGGUGGAGAGGAGCAAGAUGAUCGACAGGAACCUGCGAGAGGAUGGCGAGAAGGCGGCCAGGGAGGUCAAGCUGCUCCUCUUAGGAGCUGGUGAAUCAGGAAAAAGCACAAUUGUCAAACAAAUGAAGAUUAUCCAUGAAGCUGGUUAUUCAGAAGAAGAAUGUAAACAGUACAAAGCUGUUGUCUACAGUAACACCAUUCAGUCCAUUAUUGCUAUCAUUAGAGCAAUGGGGAGGUUGAAGAUAGACUUUGGUGAUCCAGGCAGGGCUGAUGAUGCUCGUCAACUCUUUGUGUUAGCUGGAGCAGCAGAAGAAGGAUUUAUGACUUCAGAGCUUGCUGGAGUCAUCAAGAGACUGUGGAAAGAUAGUGGAGUUCAAGCUUGCUUUAACAGGUCUAGAGAAUACCAGCUUAAUGACUCUGCUGCUUAUUACUUGAAUGACUUGGACAGGAUAGCACAAACCAGCUACAUUCCAACCCAACAGGAUGUUCUCAGGACUAGAGUGAAAACUACAGGAAUAGUGGAAACUCACUUUACAUUCAAAGAUCUUCAUUUUAAAAUGUUUGAUGUUGGAGGCCAGAGAUCAGAGCGGAAGAAGUGGAUUCAUUGUUUUGAGGGUGUUACAGCAAUUAUUUUUUGUGUGGCAUUAAGUGAUUACGACUUGGUCUUGGCUGAAGACGAGGAAAUGAAUCGGAUGCACGAAAGCAUGAAAUUGUUUGACAGUAUCUGCAACAAUAAGUGGUUCACAGACACUUCUAUUAUUCUCUUCCUGAACAAGAAAGAUCUUUUUGAAGAAAAAAUCAAAAGGAGUCCUCUCACUAUUUGCUACCCUGAAUAUGCAGGGUCAAACACUUACGAAGAAGCAGCUGCUUACAUUCAGUGUCAGUUUGAAGAUCUUAACAAGAGAAAAGACACGAAGGAAAUCUACACUCACUUCACAUGUGCCACAGACACAAAAAAUGUGCAGUUUGUUUUCGAUGCUGUAACCGAUGUCAUUAUUAAAAAUAACCUUAAAGACUGUGGCCUCUUCUGAGAGCAGACAGAAGAUUGCUAAAUGGUUUGGAGAACGACUUCGCACAAUUCUAAUCUGAUUCUUUUCAAGGCGAAAGAAAUGAAAAAUGCAUUGUGCUGAAUGAUAGAUCAGUACUGUACUUGCCUGUUUUAACAGCUUUAUUUAUGUUUGUCUUGUAAAUUUAAGUAAUUAGUUAACACUGAGAUGUCAGUUGAUUGUAUGUAUACUUAUAAUUGUAGUAAUGUAUUUGUAUAAACAUUGAAUGGAAUAUUUUAGUAACUUGAUGUCCUCUAAACUUUCCAUGUUUUAUGAAGAUACUCUUAGGGGAGACAGACCUUUUUGCCUUUGGAUUAUUUAAACAUCUUGUAAAAUUAAAUUUUCUUUUCAUCUUAA
Pezoporus flaviventris is the source of this 1532-nucleotide messenger RNA. RefSeq names its product guanine nucleotide-binding protein G(i) subunit alpha-1. Lineage: Eukaryota; Metazoa; Chordata; Aves; Psittaciformes; Psittacidae. The record is from RefSeq and is a predicted model, not a curated record. Gene Ontology annotation, molecular function: GTPase activity; GTP binding; G-protein beta/gamma-subunit complex binding. The coding region runs from base 96 to 1160 and encodes 354 amino acids. The transcript has 9 exons. Gene Ontology annotation, biological process: adenylate cyclase-modulating G protein-coupled receptor signaling pathway. Gene Ontology annotation, cellular component: heterotrimeric G-protein complex.